Nilaparvata lugens (brown planthopper) is the source of this 1158-nucleotide messenger RNA. Its product is annotated as putative gustatory receptor 28b. Lineage: Eukaryota; Metazoa; Arthropoda; Insecta; Hemiptera; Delphacidae. The transcript has 4 exons. The coding region runs from base 1 to 1158 and encodes 385 amino acids. Gene Ontology annotation, cellular component: neuronal cell body; dendrite; membrane. Gene Ontology annotation, biological process: sensory perception of taste. The record is from RefSeq and is a predicted model, not a curated record.
AUGAAUCAGCAACAACUGGACGAAAAACAGAAGAACAUGGCGAGAAAAAUCUUCAGGGACAUCAUGCCCAUCGUACACCUAUCCAGGGUACUUGGAACUGUGCCCUACAAAUACACAAGCACAGGUCUCAUGUCCCUGAAACCAACCAGAAUCGCUUACACAUUUUUAAUCAUCAGUUUCUACCUUUUGGCUCUACUCUACAUAUCUUUCACCACCGAGAUAUUCAGUACUAACAAGAAAGAAGUCACUCAAAUCACCCAUACUUUCAACAUAGUUUUCGAAUCAUUGACGUUUAUUAUAUCCUUGAUUUCAGCACUAUUGAGAGCUAAAGAAAUUACGGUCAGAGUUGUAAAUAUGAUACGAGUUGAUAAAUCUAUGGUGAACCUUGGUGUGGUCAUUGAUUUUGAUGUAGUCAACCGUAGGUUCUACUUUUGUUUACUAGGGUUUCUCCUAUUUUUAUCAGCGAUUUUCGCGAUAGACUACGCGGUGUGUUUUGUGUACAACGUGGGAGACGCAAUCACGUUUAUGGAAUGGAUUUUCAUAGUUUUCCUAUUUUUCUACAACCGGUUACAUCAGGUGCAGUUUGUGUUUUUCAUCUAUGGUCUGUGGAAGAGGUUCCUAGGUCUUAACGUUGAGAUGAAGAGUCUCAAAUCGGCGGAUAUCUAUGAGAAAAACCUCCUAAACAAAGAUAAAAUCUUAAAAACAAUCGAAAACAAAGGAUCACUCAAGGAUAAAAUCAGGUCGAUGAAAGAGAUACAUGAUCGGUUGACUUCGUUAUGUAAUCAGGCGAAUGAGACGGCAAGUCUCAGAAAUUUACUGUUAAUCGCGAUAAAUACAGUAACUGUGACGUCACACCUGUAUGUGAUUGCUAGUAUGGUAAUAGAUAACAAAUAUGAAUGGCACAUCUUUGCUUACUCCAUCUAUUGGUGUGUGUUCAGAGUACUGGACUUGUUUGUGAUAAUACUAACUUGUGCUAAAGUUAGCAAUGAGGCUAAUCAUACAGCAAUUGUAAUCCAUGACUUGUUGAGCUCAAGAGAGAUGGUUGAAAUCGCAGAAGAGCUUGAACACUUUUCGAUCCAACUUCUACAUCAUAAGAUAGCAUUCACUGCUUGCGAUUUCUUCCCAAUAGAUUUCACUCUACUCUAUUCGGUAGACUAA